CCUCUGAUCUGACCUGUCCUUCCUCGCACCACGACAAGACACCUCUCUCACGACCUCACCGUCACUGGGCCCAUCUCACUCUUUACCGCAGCCAGUCUGCCACCACGCUCAUUCAACCUUCCGGGUCCUUCUUCCUCGUCGACUGUCGCUUCUCAACAACACAACAACAAACAACCGCUAUCCCACAGAACAGCCGCCUUUCGAAGAUCUGUGAUCUCAAGCAAACAAACAUCAAUUCCAAGAUGCGUUCCGUCUUUGCUGUCGCGGCCCUUGCCGCCGGUGCCCUCGCCGUCCCAUACGCCGAGAAGCGUGGCCUUGAAGCCUACGUGGAGGACGUCGUGUACGAGACCCAGCUCGUGACCGUCACCGCCUAUCACAACGGCAACGGACCAGCACCCGCUGCGACCAGCUCCGCCGCCGCCCCUCCUGCUCCUCACUACGGACACAAGAACCCACCACCACCACCUCCAGCUCCAGCUGCGACCUCUGCGGCUCCCGCUCCGCCUCCAUCCUACCCAGCUCCUCCAUCCUACCAGCCUCCUGCUGCGCCAGCAUCGAGCGCUCCAGCCUCCUCUGGCAACCAGGGCAGCGGGGAGACGCCCACCGACUACAAGAGCAAGGUGGUCCAUUUCCACAAUUUGGUUCGCGACAACCACGGCUGCAGCGCCGUCGAGUGGGAUGAGGACCUCUACAACUGCGCCAAGGAGAUUGCCUCCAGCUGCGUCUAUGCUCACAACGUUGAUGUUCAGGGUGGUGGAUACGGUCAGAACAUCGCCGCUGGUGUCGAUGAGGAUCAUAUCGGAUCGGUCCUCAUCGAUAUGUUCUACAACAACGAGAUGCCUCACUACACCUGGUACGGCGGUGAGCCCGACAUGGGCAGCUUCGAUGUUUGGGGUCACGGUACUCAGAUGGUCUGGAAGAGUACCACCCACGUCGCCUGCGCCACCCAGCACUGCCCUAACGGUCUCGCCAACACUGGAGCGGGCGUUUCGGCAUGGUUCACCGUCUGCAACUACAAGGGACCAGGCAACUUCGCCGGCCAGUUCGCUGAGAACGUUCUGCCUCCUAAAGGCCCCCCAUCAAUCUCCGGCUACUAGACGAUGAACGUCUGAGACGACCACCGGCGGAACAACCACGCCAUGAACGCCCAUCUUCUCCCUUUUGCUUAUAUCACGAGCUCCUUUUCCACGAUUCGAGAGUGUGGAGCGGCUACUCAGGGCAAUUGUGCAAUUCACACGGCGUUCUCCUUUCUGCGAAAACUUCGAGACCUGACAUCCACCUUUUUUCGUGCAUCCAAACCAACCAGAGUCAAAUUCAGAACCUACAACAUCCCGCAUGUGUGUGUCUCCUUUCUCUCUUCACACGGAAAGGUGGGUGUCAGACCUCGAUGAUGAGCGACGUUGUUUUUGCGCAUUUUUCGCUGGGCAGACCGCACUCUUCGCUCUCGAAGGCAGUCUCGCUCGUUUGCUGUUUCCACCCGACUUGAGAUUCAGUCGCCACCACCAGUUGCAGCUUUCUGUACACACUUCGCUUCCUUCAAACCAACGAGUCCACGAUCCAAACACACGAGACAAAAUCAUACCAUGGCCUUGCUACAAUGAACGUGCUGGCUGGAUCAGCUCUUCUCUGUACCGUAGUCCUUGAACAGAUUCUUGUCGUUACAGCUUAUUUGGACCCCGG
Molecule: messenger RNA, 1680 nt
Organism: Zymoseptoria tritici IPO323
Lineage: Eukaryota; Fungi; Ascomycota; Dothideomycetes; Mycosphaerellales; Mycosphaerellaceae
Exons: 4
Coding region: 243-1097 (284 amino acids)
Source: RefSeq, a predicted model, not a curated record